GUCAAAUGUUUUUGGGACAAAUUUUGGGACAUUCGAGAAUUAUUUUUUGGUGGAGAAAAAUUUCUUCCCUGUGAAUGGACAUAUUUUGCAAAUUAGCGUGAAAAUUCCUCAGUGACGGUGUGCAUAAGUUAAAGUGGAAUACCAUGGAAGAACGGUUAGAUGAAUUAUCCACGAAGGAUCGUCAGGAAUUGCGCAAUAUUCGCACAUUGCUCUGGGGCUCAAAUGAUGUCGAACAAACGAUCUUUCAGCGAUGGUCACAAGGUUUUGAAUUCAGUGAACUUGAGCCAUCAGCUCUGGUGCAGUGUCAAGGAGGUCCGUGUGCCGUUAUUGCUCCUGUGCAAGCCUUCCUCCUCAAGAUCCUCCUGAUGGAUACUCCGGGCUACAGUUUUUACGACCUCACAGCCGACAAAUGCAGAACAGUAUUGAUUCAGGCCAUCUGCAAUAUCCUUAUGAAGUGUAAAGAGACAAAGUACCGGAUAGUUACGCUUAGGGCAACUGAUGAUGCCCAUGAAGGUACUCCAAGUGACGUUGUUGAUGCUGCUCGGGUGAAUUCUGCCGAAACUGGCGAGUCCCCAAGUAGUCCAGCACCUGGUCAAGUGCCCGAGGCAUCAGACAGUCAGCCGGGUACUUGGGAUCCUGAUCAAUUUCACGAGAGACUAACCAUUAAGGACAUGGAGUCCAUCGAUGAAGUGGAAAAGUUCUACAUGGAGAAUCACAGUCUCCUGUCCGGACAGUACGGUGUCCUCCUGUUCCUGUACUCGGUACUCGUGACCAAGGGUAUUGAGAAUGUUGUGCAGGAGCUCAAUGAUACGUCAGAGCCGUUGAUUCAUGGAACGUACGGCUACGGAUCGCAGGGUUUAAUUAAUCUCAUGUUAACAGGGAGGGCAGUGGCUCAUGUCUGGGACAAUGAUGAAGAUGUUGGGGGAUUAAAAUUGCGUGGGAUCAAUCAGCAGUCAGACAUUGGUUUCAUCACAACGAUGGAACAGAUGCGCUACUGCACAGUGGGAUCAUUCUACAAGAAUCCAAAGAAUCCUGUUUGGGUGAUGGCCAGUGAGACGCAUCUCUCAGUGUUAUUUAGCACAGAAAAGCGCCUAGUGUCCCCAGAAACUCCCAGUGAGAUUGCCCGGAGAGUCUUCAAAAGCUACGAUCCCGAGGGCAAUAACUUCAUCCCGUCUGUGGUGCUUCAAGAUGUACUCUGUACAUUGGAUUUGGUCAGUGAUAAAGAAUACGUCGAUAUAAUGCGUUCAAAGCUUGAUCCUGAGAAUUUAGGCAUCAUUCUGUUGAACGGCUUUAUGGACGAAUUCUUUCCACAGGAGAAGCGUUCGAUGCCAGAUACCUUUGUGCUGUGGCACUACAAUGGAAUUCCUGGAUCGAAUUUUGGGAAUAAGGUAAAGUACAGUCGUGGCGUGGCCAUCCUCCUGGAGAGUGACCUGAAGCUCAUGUGCAACAUCUCGAAUCCCAUGUUGAUGUGUCUGCAGACCAAGUGGCCAAAUAUUGAGGUGAAUUGGCAAGAGAUGCGUACUCCAUCACUCAAUUGACCAAUUCUUGGAUGGCAGAAUCUUUCGUUUUAAAAGAAAAAGAAAACAAAAAAACAACCACACUAAUCCCUUUUGAGUCUCCUGAAAACGACAAGAAAGAAAGAAAAAAAGAAAGAAAUAUAAACCCCAAAUAGGUUUCCCCACAAUUGUGCUCUAUACGAGAGAAAGAGUGUGUGCAUAAAAAAAGAGUCACUAAACUUUCCUCCUUGGAUCCUCAUUUAGAGACAACAAUAUUGCAUAAUUUAUUUAAGUUAUUUAUGUUGGCAGCACAAAAACAGCGUUGCUUCCAUCGCCAGAUGCUUCUAACACGUUAAAAUUUUUUUUGAAAUAAUUGUAUCUUGGAUCUCUCAUCGAUUUUUAUUUUUCUCACCCCAGUGCGAUUUUAUGAACAAUUUAUUGUAAUUGAUUAAAGAUUAAUAAUAAUAAAAAAAGAAAAAAAUAGGUAAAUUCGCGUAUUAGAUAUUAUUGAAAAGAAAAAAAUAUGCCAAAAUGUGAAGCAUUGAAAAAAAAAAGAAAAAAAAUUGUCAAGAAUCUAUUGUGAACCCCCCAGACUUUGUUCUGUUGAAAAUAAUAAGUUUUAGAAGAGAAUCUGCUAAUAAGGAAAUAUUUAAUUCUACGCAAAAAAUAAUUUCUUCGAGGCUGACAUCAAUAUUUCAUCUGAUUAUUUUAAUAAAAAUCAAUGAGACGUUUCAAA
This is a messenger RNA of Phlebotomus papatasi, 2232 nucleotides long. Its product is annotated as ubiquitin carboxyl-terminal hydrolase MINDY-3 homolog. Bases 144 to 1538 code for a protein of 464 amino acids. Gene Ontology annotation, biological process: protein K48-linked deubiquitination. Gene Ontology annotation, molecular function: cysteine-type deubiquitinase activity; K48-linked deubiquitinase activity. Lineage: Eukaryota; Metazoa; Arthropoda; Insecta; Diptera; Psychodidae. The record is from RefSeq and is a predicted model, not a curated record. The transcript has 3 exons.